This is a messenger RNA of Pseudozyma hubeiensis SY62, 1770 nucleotides long. RefSeq names its product potential serine carboxypeptidase. Gene Ontology annotation, biological process: proteolysis. The record is from RefSeq and is a predicted model, not a curated record. Gene Ontology annotation, cellular component: fungal-type vacuole. Lineage: Eukaryota; Fungi; Basidiomycota; Ustilaginomycetes; Ustilaginales; Ustilaginaceae. Bases 1 to 1770 code for a protein of 589 amino acids. The transcript has a single exon. Gene Ontology annotation, molecular function: serine-type carboxypeptidase activity.
AUGCGAUCCUCAUGGCUCUCGACCGCUUCGGCCGUCUUCGUCUGCGCUGCUGCGCUCGCCAACGCCGCCAAGCUGCCCGCUCCUCUUGAGCAGAUCCACUACGACCAGGCCGGCAACCUUGUCUGGAACGAGGACGCCGACAUCUCCAGCGCCGUUCCUUCCCUUGGUCGACCCGACUUUUCGGCCCUCAAGCUCGACGACGUCGUCGCUGCUGCCGUCCCUGUCAAGCAGGCUGCUCAGGAUGUGCUUUCCGAAUCCAUGAAGGAGGCCGAAGACGUUCUCACUUGGGCCGAGAACGAGAUCGAGCGCAUCGAGCACAAGAUCGAGGAAGCCAUCGCAGGCACCAAGCACACCGUCAACGACUGGAUCCACACCGGCAAGGUCUUUGUCGACGGCCUCGAGUUUGAGCGACUCACCCACCCUUCCUUCCCCGAGUACUCGCUGCGUCUCAACAAGCAGUCCGAAGCUUUCUGCGACAAGGAUGUCGUCCAGCACAGCGGCUACCUCGACAUCUCGGACUCGAAGCACCUCUGGUUCAUCUUCUUCGAGUCGCGCAGCAGCCCCAAGGAUGACCCUGUCGUCCUCUGGCUCAACGGUGGCCCUGGUUGCUCCUCGUCCACCGGUCUCCUCUUCGAGCUUGGCCCUUGCCGCGUCACCGAUGAAGGCCACUCCGUCAAGAACAACCCUCACUCGUGGAACAACAAGGCCAACCUGCUCUUCCUCGACCAGCCCGUCGACGUCGGCUACUCAUACUCGGACAACGACCAGGUCAACAACUCGCCCGCUGCCGCUGAAGACGUCUAUGCCUUCCUUCAGCUCUUCUUCACCAAGUUCCCUGAAUACUCUAAGCUCCCCUUCACCGCCUCGGGUGAGUCGUACGCAGGCACCUACCUCCCCAACAUCGCCUCGACCAUCUACAAGAAGAACAAGAACCUCGCCCUCGCCCGCUACAGCAACCCUGAGCUCGCUCCCAAGCACAUCAACCUCGACACGGUCAUGAUUGGCAACGGCCUCAGCUCGCCCCAGUACCAGUUCCCUUCGGUGCCCGAGUACGCCUGCGGUGCCGAUAACAAGUACGCCCUGUUUGAGCCCGGAAGCUCCACCUGCAAAACUCUUGAGCAGCAGGCUGCUACGUGCAAGUCGCUAAUUGAGUCUUGCCAGAAGUACAACUCGCGCCUCACCUGCACCCCUGCUGCCCUCUACUGCUGGAGCCGACUGUACGGCCCUGCCCAGGAGACCGGCAAGAACCUGUACGAUGUGCGUAAGGACUGCGACCGCGAGAGGGACGGUCCGCUCUGCUACAAGGACAUGGAAUACAUCGAGACGCUCCUCAACACGCCCAGCAUCAAGAAAAACCUCGGUGUUCCCGAGUCGGUCACCUUCCAGUCGUGCAACAUGAACAUCAACCAGGCCUUCCUGCUCCAGGGCGACUCGAUGCACGAUUCCGCCGCACUCCUGCCCGAGCUCAUCGAGGACGACAUUCGUGUCCUCAUCUACGCUGGUGAGGCCGACUUCAUGUGCAACUACAUGGGCAACCUCGAGUGGAUGCAGAACCUGCAGACCAGCUACCUGGACGAUUUCAACAACGGCACCGCCAAGGAGUGGACCGUCAACGGCAAGAAGGCCGGUCUUGUUCGUAAGGGAGGUAAGGGUGCAGGUAAUGUUGCCUUUGCCCAGGUGUAUGCUGCCGGCCACAUGGUUCCGUACGACCAGCCUGAGGUUGCUUCGGAUAUGAUCAACCGCUGGUUGGCUAACAAGCCGCUGGCUUGA